UCCCGCCGCCAAAACAAGCCCUCUCUUCACAAAAGGAGGAAAUUAAACAAGCGAUACAAAUGCCAGAAAGCAAGGCGGUUAUUGGUCUGAAAUGGGAGCCCAAGCUUCCUGGUUUGCCUUUACCAUCUACAACCACCUCUAUUUCUGGUUCCGGGUCUGUUUCUAAAUCCCAGAAUGAACCCGAAAACACUUCCCUUUGGAAAUCCAACAACCAGCUCGUCGAUGGCCUCUUUGUACCACCUAAUGAUCCUUCAAAGGUUAAUAAAUUGCUCAGAAAGCAAGUCAAAGACACUGCUGGCUCCGCCUGGUUUGAUAUGCCUGCCCCAACUCUCACCCCCGAGUUGAAGAAAGAUCUUCAAUUACUCAAGUUGAGGGGAGCCAUUGAUCCCAAGAGACACUAUAAAAAGGAUUCAAAAUCCAAAGCACUGCCCAAGUACUUCCAGGUUGGGACUGUGGUAGAAUCCGUGACAGACUACUACUCAGGUAGAAUGACAAAGAGUGAGAGGAAGGCAACCCUAGCAGAUGAGCUGCUUUCUGAUCCAGCUGUUAGGCAAUACAGGAAGCGUAAGGUUCGGGAGAUUGAAGAAUGUAAUCGACCAACCGGUAAUGAGAAAUGGAAGAUAAAAGGACGUCAAACGUACAAGCGGGCGAAGCAGCGAAGGCAUUAACUUCUUUCCAUGCUAUAUGGUGUCUGAAAUUUUGACCCUAUUACUAGAAGGGAAUUUUGUGUGCCAAAUGUCCCAAGAAACAAGAUGAACAGUGGAGUUGUUUGAAGGUAAUAUCAAUGGCUUUCUUCGGGUUAAAACUAUGGUCCUCCUUGGGAUAUACCCCAUUAUUGAUUCUUGAUUCUAGAUAUUUAAGCGUUUUGAUUGAUAGUGGUGAGCCUAUUUAGA
Messenger RNA from Hibiscus syriacus, 893 nucleotides. RefSeq names its product rRNA-processing protein fcf2-like. Gene Ontology annotation, biological process: RNA processing. The record is from RefSeq and is a predicted model, not a curated record. Gene Ontology annotation, cellular component: nucleolus. The transcript is spliced from 6 exons. Bases 60 to 668 code for a protein of 202 amino acids. Lineage: Eukaryota; Viridiplantae; Streptophyta; Magnoliopsida; Malvales; Malvaceae. Gene Ontology annotation, molecular function: RNA binding.